Molecule: messenger RNA, 924 nt
Organism: Oppiella nova
Lineage: Eukaryota; Metazoa; Arthropoda; Arachnida; Sarcoptiformes; Oppiidae
Source: the annotation of a GenBank genome assembly
CAGUUUGGCGACCAAUUGGCGGCCAAUGGCUGCGACUCGGAGGCCAAGAGGGCGGAGGUGUUGACACAACUCAAGACAGAGUUCGACCGCCGAAGCCGUUUGGACGCGGAGGCCGUGAAACGGAUUCGUGUGAUUCAAGCGGAUUACACGCCCAGACAUCCGGAGGUCUACCACUUGGACGACAAGUAUCUGCGGAAUCAGUUCCGAGAUGUAGUCGAUCGGUGCAAAAGAGGCGAUACGUUGUCUCAAGUGUUGCCAUUCGUUGAUGUGAUCGACGCCCAGAAGAGGGUCUAUAAGUUGGAGGUCUUCACCGAAGAGUUUUGCCGUAAACUCGUCGAAGAAGUGGAUCACUUCAACGCCUCGUCGGUGCCAAAGGGCAGACCAAAUACGAUGAAUAAUUACGGUAUACUUCUGAACGAAUUGGGUUUCGACGACCACUUCCUGACCCCACUUCGCGAGCACUACUUGAAUCCGAUGGCCAGAGUGUUGUUCCCGGAUUGGGUGGGCGGGGGAGCGGGAGGGCUGGACUCGCACCGGGCGUUUACCAUCAAAUACUCGGCGUCGGCCGACGCCGAGCUGUUCACCCACUUUGACAACUCGGAGGUGACGCUAAACGUGUGUUUAGGCAAAGAGUUCGCCGGAAGUGAAGUGUAUUUCGCGAACUUCCGGACCGAACGGCGCGUCAGUGCGGCUGAGGCGGCGGUGACGGCCGUCGAGCACCGGCCGGGCGUCGGACUCAUCCAUUUGGGGCAACAAAUGCACGGAACGCUUCCCGUGAGUGACGGCGAGCGCCAGAAUCUGGUGGUGUGGAUGCGGUCAUCGGCGGUGCGCAACCGGUUGUGUCCGAUGUGUGACUUAAAGCCAGAGCCCAUACCCGCCAUCGGCUUUGGGGAUGGCUUUACGGUCGACGCCAAUGAAAGUUAA